AUGAGAGUAACAACCAUUUAACCAUUUUGGUAGUUAGUUUGGACUGGCUUGGUCCUUACCAUUCUCCCCUAUAUUGUCCUUUCCUCCACUUCCCCUCUCUCAUCUCUCCUCCUCUCACAUCUCUUCUUCAUCCCUGCAUCAGAAGUGUCAGAACGUGUCCUACUGCGGGCAGCAGUGUGGCUCUCUGCGCUACGGCACUGGCACUGCUGGCACUGACACGGGCACUGUUGGCACUGGAGCUUCUCCCUGCCCGUCAUCGUCAUGCCACCAACAGUCACCAUGCCCGCCACCGUGCCACCCUCACCAGGGCUGCCAACGCGGCUGUUACCACAGCCUGCUUCACAACAACCACAUGAACCAUGAACACAUGAACCACGCCCUCAACCACACCCUCAACCACGCCCAUAACCACGCCCACAACCAUGGACAAAAACACAACAAGUACCCCAACAGCAAAUCAGUACGUCAACCACAGUAGAUAGCCGCUGUGCUUGCUGUGUCUUAAAGUAACAGUGUAGUAUUCUUAGCAGUUCUUGUAAAGUUAUUAUGUGGUAGAAAAGUGCAUUAUCCACUACGUUUCCAGCAAUGGUUCCCAAACUGUGGCUAUACCCCCUUGUGGUCCAGGAAAUGUCUUUCAAUUUAUUUCAUAUAAAUGGUAUUAGCCUGCAAAACAUAACAACUCAUGUUUUAUUAUGGUCCGUUGGGGGGGGAAAGUCUGGAAACCACUGAGCUGCAAAGUAGAUUAGCGCCAGCAGGUUUUUAUAGUUUUAGCUGCAACCAGUCAAAGUUGUUUUAUGCUGGUGUUUUUAUAUCUAUAUAGAUGUGUUUUUAGAUUAAGUUUUGGGAUCCAAAUGUUGUUUUGUUCUUGCAUCUGUUCCAAUGAUAAUUCAGCCAGAAGUGAUUUGGGUUAUCUUGUGCUUAAGUGGUUUCCAGUGUUGGCUGAACCCAAGGCUAAUGUGAAUGCCCUCCUCAAUAACGUCUGGACAAACUGUAGUUUGUAAUGAUGCUGACGGUUAACCUGACUUACUUUCUAUACUCAGCCUGUGUGUACGUGUGUGGGAGUGCGUACAUACGUGCUAAGAUGAGGGAGAUAGAGAUGGAGAGAGCGAGAGAGAGAGAGCGAGAGGAGAGAGGAGAGAGAGAGAGAGGAGAGAGAGGAGAGAGAGAGAGAGAGAGAGAGAGAGAGAGAGAGAGAGAGAGAGAGAUUAGUUUAAAUCCUCAAUUGUCCGUUUAGGCGAGAGCCAUUUGUGCGGCUGUGUGAUUUGCGUACUAAGAGCUUUCCUCUCCUCUGAGGCCUGUAUUCAUUCUCUCCCGUGCUCUUUCCCUUUCAAAUGUUCUCUUUCUCUUUCUGUCCCUCUAUCUUUCUCUCUCCUUCUCUCUGCCAUUCCCCUCCCUCCAUCUUCCUCCAUCUCUUGGUAUUGUUUGGUAUUUUAUCAGGAUCCCCAUUAGCUGUUGCGAAAGCAGCAGCUACUCUUCCUGGGGUCCACAUCUCUCUCUUCCUCCCUCUUCUUCUCUCUCUUUCCCUUUCCUUCCCUCCUUCCCUCCUUCCCUCCCUCUCUCUCUGUCGUGCCCAAAAGGCUUUAUACUUUAAUAUCCAAACAAAGGCUUUUGUGAGUGGGUUCCGUGGAGGACGCUAGGCGGAUUGGUGCUGUGGGGAGAGAGGAGAAGAGAGAGUGGAGAGGCCUAGGUCUGCAUGGCAAUGUGGUGCCACAUUUAGUUUCACAUUCACAUUUGAGAGGUUUGCAUGGAGGCCAUUUUGGAAAGGAACACUGGAACUUUCCCUCAUUCAAUCCAAGCAAUCUGUUUGUGUGGUGCUGUUUGUGUUGCUUCUUUUACAAAGUUAUUUGUUCCAACCACUCAGAGUUGAGGGGAAAUUCUCUCGUGAAGGUUACAAAAGACAAGCUGAGGGAAACAAGAGCAGGAGGCUUUAGGUAGAGCUGGUGUUUGGUUGAAAGAGAGGACAGUAAAUAACUUGAAAGAGACCAGUGACUUGAGAUGGCCAUUGCAGAACAGACAAAAAUGGCAAUAUAGCUGUUAAUGUGCUUCAGAUGAUGCACCAAGAAAUAUGUAGAGUAGAUGUAGAAGUGUUUGAUUAAAGGAGGGCAAGGGUAGAGAAGUUGAAAUAGACCAGGGACUUAUUAUCAGUGGCAAUAUUCUUUUUCUCUCUGUACCAUCUGUAGCACCAUUAGAAAGGUGUAGUCUAACAUCUCUGUCUUUGUCUCUAAAUCAUCUGUAGCACCAUUAACAAGGUGUAGUCUAACAUCUCUGUCUUUGUCUGUAGCAUCAUUAGAAAGGUGUAGCCUAACAUCUCUGUCUCUAAAUUAUCAUCUGUAGCACCAUUAACAAGGUGUAGUCUAACAUCUCUGUCUUUGUCUGUAGCAUCAUUAGAAAGGUGUAGCCUAACAUCUCUGUCUCUAAAUUAUCAUAUGUAGCACCAUUAACAAGGUGUAGUCUAACAUCUCUGUCUCUAAAUUAUCAUCUGUAGCACCAUUAACAAGGUGUAGUCUAACAUCUCUGUCUCUAAAUUACCAUUUGUAGCACCAUUAACAAGGUGUAGUCUAACAUCUCUGUCUCUAAAUUAUCAUCAGUAGCACCAUUAACAAGGUGUAGCCUAACACAUGAGCGACAUCACACACUGUGUGUCUGUGUAUUGGUGUGAUGUUAUUUUCAUCUUUCAAAAGCACCUCUCCUCUCAGCUUCAGUCGUUUCUGUUUCAUCUGUGAGGGCCUUCCCCUGGUUGCUAGGGCUGUCUGGCAUCAAUAUGGCUGGCUGGCAUCAAUAUGGAAUGGACAUUUUUUCAAUUGCUAACAAGCAUCGGUCAAUACUGAAGCCACUUUUUCUAAACUCUUCACACAGUCUGCAUUACCAACAUGCAUCUUGGCCAAACAGUUAAUCUCACCUCCAAAACUCACUCAAACCACCAAAACACUUCAUACAUGUCUCAAAAUAAGUUCGUUCGACCAUAACACUGGCAACAAUUCUCACUCAGAAAGCAUAUAUUGUCACUCAUAACACACUGACCUAAAAAACACUAACAACAGGGAGCAUUACAUAAAUUAUUAACUUUUCUCUUUGAAGUUUGAAUGAUUUUUCACAUAAAUCAGUAUUUCAUUAUAGAAUAAGAAUAACACCUUUUCACUUUAUUGACUGUACUAAAGUAUAUGUAACAAGAAUGAUUCAGAAAUGCAGCAAUUUGCUUCAAUCUUUACAUAUAGUAAUUUACUUGUGAAAAAUAAAAAGUUGAAACAAAAAACAAAAUCCUGAAAUUCCAGGGCUGCAAUAAUAAUUUACAAAAAAAACAUCAACAACAUGUAUAGGAUAAUCACGCAUACUGUACAGUACUGUGAGGUGUUCUAGUUCUCCCUCUCUCCUGCAUUUGGCCACAAGUUCUCAUAUUGAUACCGGAGUUCUUUCACACUUUCACUGUUUAUCUCAAAGGGUACAGUGUACAUCUGCUUCAUCCCUAGUUUAUGUUAUUUUAUGUUUCUGACCGUCUUCACAUUCCCAAAAGGGAUAUUGUCUGCCAGCACCCUGUCCCGAAUUUCCCACAGUUUUAUUGCAUUGUUGCCAAUUACCAUGGCAACAAUGGCAAUUUCCUGCGCAUCUGAUAAUAUUCUGGCUCUCCCUCCUAUGGGAGGCAAGCUUUGGAUCCUACUGAAAAACACAAAACAAUCAAUAUAUUUCCAAAUGUCAGUACAUGUUAAAAUGUGAACAUACUGUGUUGUACGGUAAUAUGUAGUUCAAUUAUCAUUGAACGAUGCACAUCACACCUGUUUUUGCUGGAAAAUGUGUACUAUUGAUGCAACUGUUGAAUGCUGCAGAUUUGGUUUCACCCUUAAACCGGCCUCUCUCAAAGAGAGACCAUGGUUUACAACAUGGACAAUAAUUGUGGCCCUUAUCUCAUCAGGGACCACCACUCUUGGUCUUCCUCUCCUUUGUCCUCCACGCAUUCUCCCUCAACCCUGCCCCUCUCCCUCUCCCUCUCCCUGCCCUCUCCUCUCCCCUCUCUCUCUCCCUCUCCCUCUCCCUCUCCCUCUCCCUCUCCCUGCCACUCUUCUUUCCCCACCAACCGGUCUUCCUUGAUCCAUGUUUCCAAACUAAAUCAUUCAAAAGCCGUCCUCUUUUGUCUGUUUGGUAACGAGACUAAAACAGGACACUUGGGUAGGCUUUCAACUGAACUUGCAAUCAGCUGUGUUUGGAGUGAUUCAAUAUUCUGCUGAGAUUUUCAAUAUGUUUCAAUCUGGUUACUGCAGAAAUGCACGACAUUUGCCAUCAUUCUGUUUUGAAUGUGUUUUUAACCGUUUUGGAAACAGUGUGUUAGCAUUUGAAAACGUGCUGCAAAUAUAUAGUUUUGCAGGUGGUGGAAUAUAAAUGAGAAAAGAGUUCAUGGAUUUCGGAGAAUGUGGUCAUUGAAUACAUUUUGUGUGAAAGCAAUGAAAAAUGAUUCACAGUUUGGUCCAGGUACACUUCUGUUUCGCUGACUGUGUGAAGAGUUUUGACAAUGUGACUUCAGUUUUGACCAAUCCAUGUUAGCAAUUGAAAAAAACUGUAAUCGCUGUCUCUUGAUGUUGUAUUAGUUGGAAUAGAAUAUUUGACUACUGUCUGUAUUAUUCUGUUUCCCAAUGUUUCCCCAAAACCAUACUAUACCUAUUACACACACAGACGCACACACACACACAUACACAAACACACACACACACACACACACACACACACACACACACACACACACACACACACACACACACACACACACAAACACACAUACACACACUGCUGUGUAACUGUCUCUCUUCUUCCCCAUGCUUUCUGCCAGUCGGACUUUGAAAAAGAUGUGGACCUGGCGUGUCAAACAGGUAUAUUCUCUCUCUCUCUCUCUCUCUCUCUCUCUCUCUCUCUCUCUCUCUCUCUCUCUCUCUCUCUCCCUCCCUCUCUCCAUCACACUCUUUUGAAUCAGUCUAACAUGCUGUCAAUGUGCACAGGGGAGCACUACGCUAUAGCUAAGGCUUUGCUUGUCUGAAUGUAAAUGCAGUGAUGGGAAAAAUGGAGUCUCGGAAUUCAAUCAUGAGCGGGACUAUUUUGCCCUGUCAAUCACACUGAUUUCGUCCAAUGAGAUCUCUCUGACUUGAAGGAAUGAAUCUCUUAUUGGCUGAGCACGGUAGCCCUUGUUCCCCAGCACUGGAAUUUGGAUGUGUGUGUGUGUGUGUGCGUGUGUGUGUGUGUGUGUGUGUGUGUGUGUGUGCGUCUGUGUGUGUGUGUGUAUGUGUCUGUGUGUGUAUGUGUCUGUGUGUGUUUGUGUGUGUGAUGUGUGUGUGUGUGCGUCUGUGUGUGUAUGUGUCUGUGUGUGUAUGUGUCUGUGUGUGUUUGUGUGUGCGUCUGUGUGUGUAUGUGUCUGUGUGUGUAUGUGUCUGUGUGUGUUUGUGUGUGUGAUGUGUGUAACACUGUGGAUGUAAAUUAACACCCAGUCAUGGUUCCUCUCCCCCUCCACCCUUGCAGAGAGAGGACACCCAUGUAAGUCUGGCUCCAACCUGACCCUCAGAACACUGUCAAUACUAAUGGCCCAACCCUAACUUGAGAUAUACAUCAAACUCCUAACUCAAACUUUCAUGCAAAUCUUGUAGAACAAAGAAGGAUGUAAAAACGCUGCAGGGAUAAACUGUUAUGUCUUUGUAGAUUUAAGGUGGUCUCUGAUUAAGGGCCCUGUUCAGUAGAACAACAUCUAAAUGAUUAUUUUACUCCCUGACAAUGGCUUUGCCGAGAUUGUUUUCAGAUUUUCUUCUAUUGAACAUUCCAUUAUAAUAAUAUAAUUGAAUUAUAUGAAGAGUACCUUGAUUCUCCUUGUUCUGUCUCUCAUUAACAUCAAUACAGAAACUGUAUGAAACUUUGAGCUACUUGCAGAUGUACGUACUUACAGAUCCUCCUCAGUUAAUUGUGGCCCAGCAGUGACCACUUCAAACUCUUGACGAUCUCAGUGUGUGCAUGUAAUUCAGCAUGACUGUGUGACUAUAAGGUGAGAGUAACGGUGGUACGACUUCGGACUGUAUUCAAUCAAAAACAUUUAGUUGAUUGAUUGAAUAUGGCCCAUUGAGUGACCAUAUCCAAUCUGACCGGUGUAAGCCUGAUUUUGUGACCAGGUUAGCAUGAAUGUGUUAUUAAUUUGCAUGUAGGGUUAAAUAUGUUGCUCCAGGUGAACUGUUGUGCUGACUAUAUACAGUAGGCCAUGUUAGUAUGACCUUUAUGUCUAUCUAUUAGAUUGACUAAGGCUACACCUCAAAUGGCACCCUAUUCCCUGCCUAGUGCACUACUUUUGCAUGUGACCAUGAUCAGAACAAGUGCACUAUACAGGAACAGGAUGUCAUGUGAUAUUUGGCCUUAUUCGUUUAGAUGUUGACUCUUACCAGUUAGUCAUAUAUUGUAGUAGGGUAUUUUAGAAGUGUCUUCAUUCCUUUGUUUGUUCACUAAACUAAAAGUAUGACAAUGAAAAGGACAACCCAAACAUUCUCUAAGUCAAGGUUACUUUCAUAUUCUGUUUCAUUGUGGUCUCGGUAUAAGAUAUAAAAUCUCAUCCUACCUUGCUGUUGGUCUCAGGACACGCACAGACACAAUAUAAAGCAAUCUGUCACAACUAGACAGGGAAUAAUGAGUUCCCAUAGUGACCAUGUGAUGGAAUGGAAGGCAGCAGCAGGGGGUUAUCCAGGUCCAUUUCAUUUGGAGCCAGCUGCAUUUUACACAAUGUCACUGGCUGUGUCUCAAAUGGCUCUACUUUUGACCUGAGCCCUAUUGAGCCCUGGUCAAAAGUAGUGCACUAUACAGAGAAUAUGGUGCCAUUUGGGACAGAGACACUCUAUCAUACAUCUAAUCAAAUAGCCAGACUGCCUCUAUCUAGAGUAUAUACUGGGAGAGAAUAGCUGAGGGCCACAGUGUCAGGAACAAAGCUCACCUCUGCUGCGUUACCCCUACCAAUGGACCGGGCCAGAUGGAGUCUAGAGAGGGUUUUCUGUCUUCUUGCCACUAGCUUUCAAGAGUUGAUGAAUGGUUCUGCUUCUUGUCAUGUUUUGUUGCAGUUUUACAUGUUUAUUCAUUCCAUAGGUGUCUAUUAUUUAAAACCAUGUUAGGAGGCUCAAUGAACAUAUGCCUCUGUUCUCUCACUCUUUCUCUCUCUUUCUUUCUUUCUCUCUCUCUCUCUCUCUCUCUCUCUCUCUCUCUCUCUCUCUCUCUCUCUCUCUCUCUCUCUCUCUCUCUCUCUCUCUCUCUCUCUCUCUCUCUCACUCUCUCUGUUCGUACUAUUUUCCCAUCUUCCCCAUUUUAACUGUUUUAAUGUACUGUAUUGCAAGUUGACUUCAUAUGCCUCACCCUCUUCUUUAUAUCCAUCCGUCCUGCUAUCUCUAUUCUGCUCUCUAUCCCCACCUCCUUUCCUCUCUCCCCUCCCUCUCUCCCUCCAGUCAUCUUCAAGGAGGUGAACACCUGUAACCCAGCAACCAUCACCGGGACCCUCUCCCGUAUCUCCCUUGAUGAAGAGGACGACCUCAAGCUGUCGGCCCACCAGGAAGGGGGCCUAGGGGUCAACUUCAGCUCCCUCCCCGGAAACAUCCCCCCUCCUAACCUACUCGUCCAGGUGAGGGACUGAUUGGAUGGAAUGGAUGGAUGGGAAAUGGGCGGAUGGGCAAUGGGAUUAAAUGCAAAAAAAAAACUACUCACACAAUCAAAUUUUGUUUCAUUUAAGCCUAUCAGUGUGCCGGACAUUUGCAUAUACCCUCCCUCUCAGGGCUGUUGGGGCAUUAGGGGCAGCAGGUAGCCUAGCGGUUAGAGAGGCGACUCAGAGGGUUGCCAGCUCGAAUCUGGCGGGAAGUGAGCUGGCAACCGGAGGGUUGCUGGUAUGAAAUCCUAGAUGCCAUUGACUGCUGUUGUGCCAUUGAGCAAGGAACAUAACCCCCCACAACAACAGAUCCCCAGCGCCCAAUGUGGCAGCCCCUCACACCUCUCCAAAACCUGAAUAUGUAUGUGUGUCUUUCGGAGGGGUUGGGUUAAAGGUGGAAGUCACAUUUCGGUUGGAUUUGUACAUUGACCAAUAAAGUGAUUUUAAUAUUACUAUUUUUUUUAACCAGAAAUGAAGUAAAACACUAUACAGUAAAUAGGCUUUAGUGAUAUCAGUGAUAACUCAUCUAUAGUGUAUUUAGUGAUAUCAGUGAUAACUAAUCUAUAGUAUCUUUAGUGAUAUUGGUGAUAACUAAUCUAUAGUGGCUUUAGUGAUAUCAGUGAUAACUGAUCUAUAGUAUCUUUAGUGAUAUCAGUGAUAACUAAUCUAUAGUAUCUUUAGUGAUAUAUCAGUGAUAACUAAUCUAUAGUGGCUUUAGUGAUAUCAGUGAUAACGGAUAUAUAUUGUAUUUAUUGACAUCAGUGAUAACUAAUCUCUAGUAUCUUUAGUGAUAUCAGUGAUAAUUAAUCUAUAGUGGCUUUAGUGAUAUCAGUGAUAACUAAUCUAUAUUGUAUUUAGUGAUAGCAUUUAUAACUCAUCUAUAGUGUAUUUAGUGAUAUCAGUGAUAACUCAUCUAUAGUGUAUUUAGUGAUAUCAGUGAUAACUCAUCUAUACUGUCUUUAGUGAUAUCAGUGAUAACUAAUCUAUAUUGUAUUUAGAAAUAUCAGUGAUAACUAAUCUAUAGUAUCUUUAGUGAUAUUGAUGAUAACUAAUCUAUAGUGGCUUUAGUGAUAUCAGUGAUAACUAAUCUAUAGUAUCUUUAGUGAUAUCAGUGAUAACUCAUCUAUAGUAUCUUUAGUGAUAUAUCAGUUGAUAACUAAUCUAUAGUAUCUCUAGUGAUAUCAGUGAUAACUAAUUUAUAUUGUAUUUAGUGAUAGCAUUUAUAACUCAUCUAUAGUGUAUUUAGUGAUAUCAGUGAUACCUCAUCUAUAGUGUAUUUAGUGAUAUCAGUGAUAACUCAUCUAUACUGUCUUUAGUGAUAUCAGUGAUAACUAAUCUAUAUUGUAUUUAGAAAUAUCAGUGAUAACUAAUCUAUAGUAUCUUUAGUGAUAUUGGUGAUAACUAAUCUAUAGUGGCUUUAGUGAUAUCAGUGAUAACUAAUCUAUAGUAUCUUUAGUGAUAUCAGUGAUAACUAAUCUAUAAUAUCUUUAGUGAUAUCAGUGAUAACAGAUCUAUAUUGUAUUUAUUGACAUCAGUGAUAACUAAUCUAUAGUAUAUUUAGUGAUAUCAGUGAUAACUAAUCUAUAGUGGCUUUAGUGAUAUCAGUGAUAACGGAUCUAUAUUGUAUUUAUUGACAUCAGUGAUAACUAAUCUAUAGUAUCUUUAGUGAUAUCAGUGAUAAUUAAUCUAUAGUGGCUUUAGGGAUAUCAGUGAUAACUAAUCUAUAGUAUCUCUAGUGAUAUCAGUGAUAACUAAUCUAUAUUGUAUUUAGUGAUAUCAAUGAUAACUAAUAUUUAGUGAUAUCAGUGAUAACUAAUCUAUAUUGUAUUUAGUGAUAUCCGUGGUAACUAAUCUAUAUUGUCUUUAGUGAUAUCAGUGAUAACUAAUCUAAAUUGUCUUUAGUGAUAUCAGUGAUAACUAAUCUAUAUUGUCUUUAGUGAUAUCAGUGAUAACUAAUCUAUAUUGUAUUUAGUGAUAUCAGUGAUAACUAAUCUAUAUUGUCUUUAGUGAUAUCAGUGAUAACUAAUCUAAAUUGUCUUUAGUGAUAUCAGUGAUAACUAAUCUAUAUUGUCUUUAGUGAUAUCAGUGAUAACUAAUCUAUAUUGUAUUUAGUGAUAUCAGUGAUAACUAAUCUAUAUUGUCUUUAGUGAUAUCAGUGAUAACUAAUCUAUAUUGUAUUUAGUGAUAUCAGUGAUAACUAAUCUAUAUUGUCUUUAGUGAUAUCAGUGAUAACCAAUCUAUAUUGUAUUUAGUGAUAGAAAAAAAAUUGCUAUCUAGAACCUAAAAGGGUUCUUCGUCUGUCCCCAUACGAUAACCCUUUGAAGCCCUUUUUGGUUCCAGGUAGAACUCUUUUGGGCUCCAUGUCUACCUGGAACCAAAAAGGGUUAUCCUAUGGGGACAGCUGAAGAACCCUUUUGGAACCCUUUUUUCAAAGAGUGUAUUUAGUGAUGUCAGUGAUUUUCUAGUCCCUCCUGUAGCUCAGUUGGUAGAGCAUGGCGCUUGCAACGCCAGGGUUGUGGGUUCGAUUCCCACCGGGGGCCCAGUAUGAAAAAUUUAUGCAGUCACUAACUGUAAGUCGCUCUGGAUAAGAGUGUCUGCUAAAUUACUAAAAUGUAAAUAAUAUAUUUAGUGACGGCUCCUUUAAUGUGAGUUCCCCGUCCCACCAUGCAGGUGCCCCCGCUGGGUGUUCUGAAUGAGCUGAGUGACACCCCUGUGAAGAAGGAGGUGAACGUGGAGCAGCAGAUGCACCAGGGGAACCCCAGGAACACGGCGCCUGUCUACCUGUGCACCGAGAGCGGGAUGGGCUGGUCUCGACCGCCCCCUCCUCCCAACACUCUGGAUGGACCUGGUGGGGGAGGGGAGGGGGACUAUAUGGUGUUACCCCGUAGGACGGUCAGUUUAAAACCCCCUCUGCCCCCAGGGCUGGGCCUGGGGCUGGGGGGUGAGGACAAGCCGCUGAGCAUCGCAGUGGACGACCCGCCUUUCCCCCCGCCCCCAUCGCCCAUGACCCUCCACCCGGUGGAGAGCGAGGCCUACCCGGCUGACUUCAUCUCCCCCAGCGACCACAACAUGAACAUGAACAUGGACAUGAACAUGAACCUGUUCUUACGGGACGCUCAAGCAGCUCCCCGUGCACGGGGGUCACGGUCCCCAGGGCCACAUGCACGCUCCAGGCGUCCACAUCCACGGAGGCCACAUGCACGGCUACGGGCACUCGCUGCAGCUGAAGCCGGGCCAGAUGCCGUCGGUGAGGCAGAUUCUAACAGGAGGGGGAGGCACGGUGGAGCGCACCCUGACCAUGCCACGCAACCUGGGCAGCACCAACACUAACACCAGCCUCUCCGCUGGCUCCCUGGAGGUAAAGAGAGAGGGAUGGAGGGACGGGAGGAGAGAGGGGUGGAAAAGUGUUUUCAACCAG
Coregonus sp. 'balchen' is the source of this 11054-nucleotide messenger RNA. Lineage: Eukaryota; Metazoa; Chordata; Actinopteri; Salmoniformes; Salmonidae. The record is from the annotation of a GenBank genome assembly.